Molecule: messenger RNA, 237 nt
Organism: Peronospora belbahrii
Lineage: Eukaryota; Oomycota; Peronosporomycetes; Peronosporales; Peronosporaceae
Source: the annotation of a GenBank genome assembly
AUGGAGUGGAGUUUUGAAGGAGUGACAUGUCAUGGAGUUUUUAAACCUGAGGCUAGCGUAGCCAUUCUUAACUUUUGUUUACAAGAAUCUAUGGUCACGAUUACAUACCGAGUUCUUGAUGUGAACACCAUGGCCGUGUGUAUUGUGGACGUCGAUAGUGAGCAUACGCCUACGAUUCAAUAUGGCAACAUGUAUCGCAUUAAUCCAGCCAAAUAUGAGCGUGAACCAGAGGAUUAA